UACCUGGAAUGGAAUGGGAUUGGGAUAACAACACUCGAACCUUUCUCAUAGUUAUCAACUACAAAUGUUCUAACAGAGGAAAACGGAUUUGGCUCAAUGACACCAACCAGUUCAAAAUAGAUCUGAAGUCUCAAUGUCAGUCCGAUGAAGAAUGGUCGACCUUCAACUUCAACUACUCCUGCGAAUGGUUUUAUUGCAACAGACCUAAAACGCCACCACCUGGCUCUAACUUAAAACUAAAAUGGGACCCUCACAAUUGGCCAGCACACUAUGAAAUGGUCCAAUACGAAUGUGACGCUGGGGGACAAAACAAAUUUGAGUCGGAUUUUUCCAAGGGUCAAAUGAACGUCACAUGCUUGCCAAAUAACAAAUACGAUGCUCCAAAAGCAACUUCUGAUUGGCCAGUUUGCAAAAACAUUACUUAUUGCACAGAUAAGGCAAAUCCAUUGGUCCCAAAUGGAAUGGAAAUCACCAAUUGGAACAACAGUCAACGGAUACCGUUCAAAACUGAAUUGACUUUCCAAUGUGAUGAUUGGAGGGCUCACUUGGGGCACAAGAAUCGAUCCGAUUUUUGGGAUUUGCAGCCAACCUUGACAUCGACGUGCCAAUGGGAUAAAACUUAUUCCCUUGACAUUAACCAAUAUGAAUGUGUGGGUAAGCUUCACCGUCGCGUGGUUUGUAUUCAAUAUUUUUAUGUUAACUAACGUACUCGUACGUAUAUUGUCAGUUUUCCGAUGCCUCCCACUUCCUGACUUAUUGUCAAAUGGUUUGGAGCACUCCAUGGGAGGAUCAGAUGUGAAAUUGAACACCACUGUUCUGUUCAAUUGUCGGUCAAGUCCGGUUCAAACUUACUUUGAGUCUAACCGUUCCAUAACAUCUUUAACGUUGUAUUGCAACUCUGACGGGGUCUACAAAAAAGCUUUUCCUUGGCCCAAAUGCGUUGCAACUGUUCAUUGUGGGAUGCCAACUCCCAAGAAACAUUCCCAAGGAACUUUGGAGUUCUUGGAUGGGGCUAAUUUUGGAGUGGAUACCUUUGGAACACGUGUCAGAUACACUUGUGGUUUGGGUAAUGCCUUCAAUGAUAGUGGGACAAUUAUCACUCAUUUGGACUCUGAGUGCCAAUGGAAUAAAAGAUGGACGUUGAAUACCUUACCUGCUUGUGUUCCAACUCAUUGUGUCCAUCCACCACUUUUAAGUUCGGUCUACAACUUGGAGGAACGAUCCCCAGGAACCUUAACCCCCAUUGGUGAGGACAAGAUAUACGACUGCAAGUCGGGUGGACGAUGGGAGAGCGACUACUUCAAACAAACCUUCAGCGUUCCAUGUCGUUCGGAUGGAACUUUCAAGGACCCAAUGUGGGAAAAAUGCUCUACCACUGUGGAGUGCCCAAAGACAGCUCUUCCCAGUGUUCCAACAGAGGGAAAAAUGGUCCAAAAUGGGAUAAGGCAUCAAUCGGUAGAAACUUUGGAAACGCUGUUUUCGGAUCAUGUUGUGUUUGAAUGCGGGGAGGCCAGAAGAUUUCAGAAUACCCAAGGAGAUUUGUACGAACAAGCGAAUUUUCAAUGUGAAUGGAACAAGACUUGGAGCCCUUUGCCAGUCCUCGAUCCAUGCGUGUGGAUCGCUUGCAAAGGAGUCCCACAACCACCCAAAUAUGCCAAAUUGAACCUUUACAACGAGUCAAAAACCAUUUAUGAGUUUGGCGAGAACGUCAGUUACGCUUGCGCUGAGUUUCAGUGGUUCGAAUCGGAUCGUACAAAGGAUUACUUUCACGUUCCAUGUUUGUACAAUGGAUCCUUUGAAGCACCCCACGUGUCUGAUUGGCCUAAGUGUGUUUCAACCGUUUAUUGCAACAAUCCUCCAGAAAUCGUUUCCCAGGGCUUCUUGUUUCACUUAAUGGACCCUGAAAUGUUCGCCGACGCAGAACCAACUGAUGUCACCCGAGGGACUCAAAGAUUGAGACACCACAACUUUGGUUCCAUUUUAAGGUACUCGUGUCCAAUGGGCAAGUCAUUCUUGAGAUCUGAAGUUGAAACCUUGGAACUUCAUGGUCGACCGAAUUCUACUUUGGAGAAGAAUACAUAUAAUUGGAAGAACUUUACUUGUGGAUGGGACAAACAAUGGCACCCUAACAACCAUACUUUCGACGAUUGCGUUUGGACCUCGUGUAUGAACCCUCCAGAGCCACCUUUGUCUUUCAAACUUCAUCCGGUCUGGAAUGGAGAUCCUGUAUCAUUCGGCGAAGACAUUACUUAUGAGUGCGAGUCUGACUUCAUCGAUGGAGUCCUGGAUGAUCAAGGAGAUCCGUUGUUCUCUAAGCUGUUCUUCGAGAAUGAGCGUUCUCAGAAUGUGAUCAAUGUGACCUGUUUGGAGGGGGGCCUUUUUGAUAUCCCCAACAUUUGGCCCAAAUGCGUAAAAACGAUAUAUUGUGGUGCACCCCCAGCGAAAAGGCCCGAAAUGAGACUACACUGGUUGGGGGACGGGUCUUAUCAAUCAAAAAUAGUGUUCGAUUGUGGCCUGUUUUCCGAUUUCAUUACUGACGUCGAACCUCGGUCCACUUAUUCAGAACAGAGCAUGACAUGUGCUUGGGACUCAAGUUGGUCGCCACGUCACCUGGACCCUUGCCAACCUCAUUCGUGCCCGAUUGUUCCUGUUCCACCCAAAGCGUCCCGCCUCAAGUACGCCCCUAAUCAUAAGGAUGGUUCUCAGGUGGCUCAGAUCAUGGACUCGGAAUUCAUGGCUUACGAGCCCAACCCAAAGGUUGUUCCGGUUCCAAACGAGUUUUGUCAGCAUGAGUCCCAGAUCUUUCUACUAAUUGGAACCAUCCCGUGGUACAAUAGCUCGUUGGAUGAGGUGCCCAGACUCGAAUUUGAAACAGUCAAUAAUGGGUUGUCUUUGGUGAUCGAGUUCAUGAUCCACAAGAACUACCUUUUCCGAUGGGCUACCCGGUUCAAAGGAGAUCCCGAUAUCUUCAUGGGUCCCACGGGCAAACCUGGAGAUGGAUCUGUCGUUCAAUUUGAUGAAGCCUUUGAAUUGAGGAUCUUCUGCGACAUGGAUGGCUUCAAUAUUCGCUUUAACCAAAACCAACCCAUUUCUACCUUUGUGUAUGAGGUGCCAAGAAGUCAUCGCAUGACCAAGGCUGAAGUGAUCGGGAACAUGAAUAUCUUCUUCAUGGGCUUUGGAUCUUCUGAUUUGAGUCCGGUGGUACCCAUUGGGUUCAAAGCUCGUUAUGAAUGCCCCCAUGGUUUCGUCUUCCAAGAAGCCAUUCACCAUGAGCCACACAUCCAGUUGCAGUGCAAUCCAAACGGGACUUUUGGGCCCAUCAAAUGGAUGACAUGCGUUGAUCCUAUUAAUAUCUUCACGGAGUACAACUCUAAGAUUAAACCCUCAAACCAAACACCGUCGGAUCCGCAUUGUGCCAUGAAUUGUAGCCAAGCCGGCUGGACAGGUAAUGUUUUGGUAGCAGGUAGCAGGACAGCAUUGUUCCUUUUGAUUGUUAGAAGUAAAAAUUGGAUCCCCUCCGUCCCUCAACGGCGAUUAAUCUAUAAGUUUCUAGCAAUGAAGCGCAAAAGAUGAACAUAAAAGUUGACAUUCAUGUUCAUCAAAUUGCAUGAAAAGGUCCGAAAUGUGCGGCUGAAAAUAAUGGCAAAGGUCAAAAAUGCAAACAUAUAUGCAAGAAUGAAGAAAACUACGAAUAUCCUGACAAAGUUGCAUGGGGUACCCCUCACCCAUGGUAGACAUACAUAUUUUGGUUUUCGUAAUAAAGAUAUAAGAAAUAAAAAUGCAAAACAUGUCGAUGUGGGAGAACAAUCCUUUUGCAUCCUUUGCACUAUGGCCUUCAUUCAAUUGUAUAUAACUUCUUCAACAACCUUCAUGCCUUUGGUGCAUUUGAGCCGGUUUUGUUUGUUUUCAGGUUCCCAUCUUUGUAUUUUAAUUCUUGCAUAUCCACAGUUCUAGAUACCUAUGUUCAAUUGUCGAAACUUUCAGAGCGCAAAGUGCUCUUUGACGGGGGGUUGACAGCCAAAGUAGUCCUCAUUUGGUUGAAUAAUGACAACCAAAUAUUUGAAGGUUGUUCUUAUGUGUGUUUAUCAUAAUCAUGGAAACCAGCAUGUCACUUGUUGUUUGAACUUAUUUUUUUGGUUUCAUGAAUAAAUUUCAUUCUCACAAGAACUCGUUUGGGCUUCGUUUAUGUUAUCUGGUAUAGCUUGAAAACCUACACUUACACCAAAGCGUACGAGGUACAGCCAAAUGAAUAUGACAAUUUAUGAGAUAUGAUGUGGAGGAAAGAGGCUUUUAAAAGAAAGCCCUUAUCACGGAUUCUUGUGCUUAUUUCUCAGCUGAUAGUAUCUACA
Molecule: messenger RNA, 4349 nt
Organism: Tigriopus californicus
Lineage: Eukaryota; Metazoa; Arthropoda; Copepoda; Harpacticoida; Harpacticidae
Exons: 19
Coding region: 643-3573 (976 amino acids)
Source: RefSeq, a predicted model, not a curated record